Xenopus laevis (African clawed frog) is the source of this 3108-nucleotide messenger RNA. It is a transcript of the gene nedd9.L, whose product is annotated as neural precursor cell expressed, developmentally down-regulated 9 L homeolog. The transcript has 7 exons. Gene Ontology annotation, biological process: cell surface receptor protein tyrosine kinase signaling pathway; cell migration. Gene Ontology annotation, cellular component: cytoplasm; plasma membrane; focal adhesion. NCBI's taxonomy places the organism in Eukaryota, Metazoa, Chordata, Amphibia, Anura, Pipidae. The coding region runs from base 278 to 2629 and encodes 783 amino acids. The record is from RefSeq and is a predicted model, not a curated record.
ACUAAGGGGGCGGGGACAGGAAUGUAUUGACACGUUCUCAUUUCAGCCUCUUCUGGCCAGUCGGAGGCGGUAUGCAAAUAGCUGUCCCAGCUUGCGCUCAGCAAACCCAAAGAGCUUUCAGAUUGUCCCUGAGUGCGGUCUAGCUGCUGCGUUUGUUUGAAAUCCACUCAUAGCCGCCACGCACUCUAACACCUUGAUCCGGAGUUAGCGCUGGGUUCUGCACUCUCCAAUGUGGGUUUUGUAACGAUUGAGAGGACCCAGAGGAGAUCCAGCAAGCAUGAAGUACAAGAAUCUCAUGGCAAGGGCCUUGUAUGAUAAUAUGCCAGAAUGUGCAGAAGAACUGUCUUUCCGGAAAGGUGAUAUUUUGACAGUGAUUGAGCAGAACACUGGAGGACUGGAAGGAUGGUGGCUUUGUUCUUUACAUGGCCGGCAAGGUAUCGCUCCUGGAAAUCGUUUAAAGCUUCUCAUUGGCCCUGUUUCAGAGAGCUACAAACAUGAAAACAUGAAACAAGAGGUGCAUCCUCAAAUUGUUGUACCUCAGCAAAUCUACCAAGUGCCACAGGCCUCUCACCAAGACUCUAUUUAUCAAGUCCCACCAUCCCCACACAAUCCAGUUGUCUAUAAGGUGUCCAGAGGAUACGCUUCAGAAAAUAAAAAACCUAUGACAGCUUUACCUGAAAGCAUGGAUAGUUCUCCUGGUAACAACGUCAAAUGCCAGCCAAGGAUGAUGGCACAGGGUUACAGUAGUCCUGAUUGUACUUCACGGUGGCAGGCAAACGUCUAUGACAUUCCUCCUACUCGACCUCAAGGGGUGUAUGAUGUGCCAGCAACUGUUAAAGGUUCAAAGUAUUCAAGCUCACCCCCCAAGGAUCAAGGAAUCUAUGACGUUCCUUCUUCACAAGGGGUCUACAAUACCUUACCACCCAACAAUGGGAAGAUGUAUGACUUUCCGUCUUCAAGUAAAAAGACAGUAGAACCUACUUAUGAUAUUCUUCCUCCAAGUUCUACAAGCUUUCCUCAGGAGAAAAGCAGCAAACUCAGCAUGGUAACUUCACCUCAGCUAGAAGCUACAAGAAAAUCAAGUGUUUAUGAUUUUCCACGUAGCCAGCAGACUCAGUCUCAAUCAGAUGAUUAUGACUUUCCACGAGGAGUUCAAAGUGAAAACUUUGUUUCAGAUGGCCAAGAUGGGGUAUAUGACUUCCCCCCACAGGCCCCAGUGAGUAGUAAAGUGGUACAAGAUGUAACUGAUGGUGUAAAUCGGUUGUCUUUCUCAAGCACUGGAAGUACGAGAAGUAACAUGUCAACAUCUUCCACAACAUCCAAGGAGUCAUCUGUCACUUCAUCCCCUUUACAAGAACCAAAGUUACUUUUAGAUCCAGACACAGCCAUAGAAAAACUUUUAAGGUUACAACAUAUGGUGGAAGUAUCUGUAUCUCAAUUAACAGCUUUUGUUAAUUCAGAAUGGCGCUCUUAUAAAUACAUGGAGAGGCAUAUCAAUGAGAUUCAUAGUGCUGUGGACCAUGUUGAGCGGUCUCUGGGUGAGUACCUUCAGCUUGCCAAAGGGGCCACGACAAAUGCUUCUUACUUACAGGAAACUGGCCUUUAUAAUAAAAUGAGGAGGGAGUUCCAGCGGUUGGAUGAUUCUUAUCAUAUUCUCGUGCAGACAAGUCAGGAUCUGAACAGUUGUGGUUGGUCUAUAAAUGUGCUUGCUAUCAACAAAGCAAACAACAAAUGUGACAGUCUGGAACGUUUUGUCAUGGUGGCAAAGACAAUCAUAGAUGACGCCAAGCAGCUUACCACCACCAUCACUAUUAAUGCAGAGCUUUUAUUUAAGCAGUCAACUACCAUUUGCCAUAAAAAGAGACCAUCAGAUUCCAUCAGUUUCAGCACAGACUACAUGUGCAACACAUCUCAGCCCCAGGUUAUACAUGAUGAUAUGCAAAGCAAGAUGCUUCCUCACAUGUUAAAAGAGCAGUCUUCAAAAUCCUUAAGAAGCUGGAUGGAUGACUAUGACUAUGUGCAUCUACAGGGGAAAGAGGAGUUUGAAAGGCAGCAAAGGGAACUUUUGGAAAAGGAAAAUAUCACGAAGCAGGGAAAACCACAACUGGAACAGUAUCAGCUGAACAAGUUCCAGCAGCUGGAGCAAGAGAUUACUGCACCUGUGGAAAACGAUAUGACCAAGUGGAAAUCACCACAUGGCAUCCAUGCAGAAAACAGUUCUCUUGUGCCACAAGAAAAAAGACUGCUCUCUUUUUACUCGAACCAGUGUGAAUCGCUCUUCAUUUCUCUCCUGAAUGCAAUCGAUGCCUUUUUCAACUGCAUGAGUUCAGGACAGCCUCCAAGGAUAUUUGUUGCUCAUAGCAAGUUUGUCAUCUUGAGCGCCCACAAACUGGUAUUUAUUGGGGACACGCUGGCCAGGCAGGUGGUCACACAGGAUAUAUGUAAGAGACUAAUGAAUUCCAGCAACCAGCUUUGCGAACUUCUUAAGACAAUUGUAAUGGCUACCAAAAUGGCUGCUCUAAACUAUCCAAGCUCUGCAUCUUUGCAAGAAAUGGUGGACAGAGUAACUGAACUGUCCAAUCAAGCCCAACUCUUUAAACUUUCUUUGGCACAGAUGGCUUCCUUAUGAAAAGAUUGAUGUAUAUUAUAUGUAUAUAUAUUAUGGCCAACAGAAAAAGAGACUCAUUCAGUGUAUGCUUUGUAAAUAUAUUUUUGUAGAUAUUUUUCUAUAUUGAUAAAAAGCAAUUACUUUAGCAGAAGAGUAUUUUAUUUUGAUUAUUUUAUGAUAUUAAACUAACAUGUAUGUUACAUGGCAAACAUUCCUCAUAUACUUCCCAAAAAGCACCUUAUGUUUUGUUAAAAGCAGUUUUAAGGUUUACUUAUAUGAAUUGCAAAAUGUCAUUUUUUGGGGGGUGGGAUUAUUUUCAUAUGAUAUGCAGUGUGCCAUUUUGGCACCAAUUAACUUGGUGCCCUACAAAUAUUCUUGUUGGCAGCUCCAAGAGGGAUAUUACAAGAUUAGAAAUCUCAGUGUGUCUUGUUGAGAGUUGCACUGCAAUUUAAAUACCGUAGUGUAUGUUUACAAAGAAAAAUGAACAUAUUUAUACAAAA